Molecule: messenger RNA, 492 nt
Organism: Phycomyces blakesleeanus NRRL 1555(-)
Lineage: Eukaryota; Fungi; Mucoromycota; Mucoromycetes; Mucorales; Phycomycetaceae
Exons: 6
Coding region: 1-492 (163 amino acids)
Source: RefSeq, a predicted model, not a curated record
AUGCUAGUAUACAAUAACAUGUUCUUCUCGCGAAAAUCUAUGUAUAAGAUCCAACAAUUUUUUAAGCUUAUAAAGCUACCAGUACCAGCAGCUCCUGUCUACCCUGCAAUAACAGCCAGUACUAGGCUGAUACUGGUAGCCUACUUCAAAAAUACUAUUGUAGUCCAAGAAUCUGGAUCCGUAGAAGUUCUUGCACGUCAGUCUGACUUACCCAUUUUGGAUAUCUCCCCUAUGUCAGUGGACUAUGAGGUUGAUAUCAGUUUUAAUGACAUUGACUUUGAGUAUGAGAGCAAUGAGAAUGCUAAAGAUACUGUUGAUAUUGAUGCUGAAGAAGUCGACACUGAAUGUUUGUAUGAAAACAUGUUUUCAAACAGCAGUAUGCCUGAGAAUCCUGUACACAGAUUCAUCGCAACAUUCACUGUGCUAUUUGCAUCCCACUACGUAGUCAACAAGGGCGCAGUUUUCUUGAUUGAGUUAGCAAUGAGCUCUUGA